AGGUCCGACCCCAGAGAACUGCCACGGCUCGCGCCUCGAGCUCGCUCCCCACCCCCUCCUUCGCCGUGCGAAUAACGGUGACACCAGGCGCGCGGCCCAGUACUAAAGUGGCUGCGGGCGGUAGCGGGCCUAAGGUUCGUCCCAGGCAGCGUUUGGUGACUCUCCGCCAGCGACGUUGUCUUAAUAAGGCAACAAAGAUUGUUCUGAAGUCCAGAUCUCUUCAAAGACUGGUUGGAAAUUAUGAUAGUAAACCACUGCCAACUGGAAACCAUGAAGCAACAUUUUACAUAGUUGAGAUUGAAAUUAUGGCAUCUUCAACAAAUCUAGAUGUUGGGGCACAGAUAAUUGUGGAAGAGUGCACCAGCAGCUAUAGUCUGUCUCACAUGCCGGACAUUAAAGUAGAGCAUCAGCUUGACUCCACCACCGAAGAUGGCCCAGCUCAGAGUGUCGCCAUGGGAAUGAAAUUCAUUUUGCCUAAUAGAUUUGAUAUGAAUGUCUGUUCUCGGUUUGUGAAGUCAUUGAAUGAAGAAGAUAGUAAAAAUAUUCAAGACCAGGUCAACUCUGACCUUGAAGUGGCAUCUGUCUUAUUUAAAGCUGAAUGCAACAUCCAUACUUCCCCUUCUCCUGGAAUUCAAGUCAGACAUGUCUACACCCCAUCAACAACUAAACAUUUUUCGCCCAUAAAACAGUCAACUACUUUAACUAACAAACAUAGGGGAAAUGAGGUCUCUACAACACCUCUCCUUGUAAAUUCUCUGUCAGUUCACCAGCUGGCUGCUCAAGGGGAAAUGCUUUAUUUGGCCACACGUAUUGAACAAGAAAAUGUAAUCAACCAUAAAGAUGAAGAAGGUUUUACCCCUCUGAUGUGGGCUGCAGCGCAUGGGCAGAUAGCAGUGGUAGAGUUUCUGCUUCAGAAUGGUGCAGAUGCUCAGAUUUUGGGGAAAGGGCGAGAAAGUGCACUCUCAUUGGCCUGUAGUAAGGGAUACACAGAUAUUGUCAAAAUGCUGCUUGAUUGUGGAGUUGAUGUAAACGAGUAUGACUGGAAUGGAGGGACACCUCUUCUCUAUGCAGUACAUGGAAACCAUGUGAAAUGUGUAAAAAUUCUCUUAGAAAAUGGUGCUGAUCCAACUAUUGAGACAGAUUCUGGCUAUAAUUCCAUGGAUUUGGCUGUGGCUCUAGGCCAUCGGAGUGUUCAACAGGUUAUUGAGGCUCAUUUAUUGCAGCUUCUUCAAAAUAUCAAGGAGUAAUGCCCUGCUGAUAAUAGAAAAUUGUUCCAGGCCUGAAGAUCUGGACUGUGUUUUAGCCCCACAAUCAGUGAUAAAGGCUUGUUAACUUUAUCUCAGUGAAAAUAUUUGCUGGUUUUAGUCAGAUUUUAGCAUACUUUAUGUAUUUCACUGAUGUUCCUAGAAAUCUCUGAUAAUUGAUCCUUUUGUAAAUGUAUUUUAUGUAAAUUUUAAAAAAUUUAAUCUGUGUUGCAUGAAAACCUUGAAUAAAAAUGUAAUUAUAGCUGCGUAAAUGUUCACAUAAGUACAGUAGUUCACUUUCUACAGAGUAUUCCGCUAGGUUGUGUCAAUGAUAUGGUAUUCACAUAGACUUCGUUUUAGAUUUUUAGGUGUGUACCACAGAAGACAAGUGUCUUUAUUGUUUAUAGGACAAAAAAAGUGCACAAUGUGUGGUUGUUUACAAAUUCUUAUGCAGUUGAAUUAAAAUACUUUGUCAAAUUCUAUAUUUGUCUGAUUAAACUGUUUUU
Molecule: messenger RNA, 1750 nt
Organism: Gopherus evgoodei (Goodes thornscrub tortoise)
Lineage: Eukaryota; Metazoa; Chordata; Testudines; Testudinidae
Gene: ANKRA2
Product: ankyrin repeat family A member 2
Exons: 9
Coding region: 306-1247 (313 amino acids)
Biological process (GO): regulation of gene expression
Cellular component (GO): nucleus
Molecular function (GO): protein binding
Source: RefSeq, a predicted model, not a curated record